Messenger RNA from Helianthus annuus (common sunflower), 1507 nucleotides. RefSeq names its product piriformospora indica-insensitive protein 2. The transcript has a single exon. The record is from RefSeq and is a predicted model, not a curated record. NCBI's taxonomy places the organism in Eukaryota, Viridiplantae, Streptophyta, Magnoliopsida, Asterales, Asteraceae. Gene Ontology annotation, molecular function: protein binding. Bases 31 to 1407 code for a protein of 458 amino acids.
CAUUCAUUUUCUCAACAUUUAAAUCUUUCAAUGGCAACUUUAACAUAUGUUUUCACUCUAUUCAUCUUUUUAUUCAUAAACAAAAUCACCACUACCAACUCACAACCAUUUCUCAACUCGGUGGAGCAAGACUCGGUCUACCGAGUCCUUGACUCACUCAACUCAGCCAUCCCAUGGCGGUCACUCUUCCCAGACGACCUCUGCUCCUCUGCCCCACACGGCGUCGUUUGCGGCUACACCACUUUACCCACCCAAUCCGACCCGGGAACCGUAAACAUCCUCGAACUCAGUUUCGGGUACGUUUCCGACCACAACCCGAACCCGCCAUGCGACCCGAACUCCACCUUCGACCCGUUAAUCCUCUCCUCAUUUCCAUACCUUCGUAAACUCUUCUUCUACAACUGUUUUUCCCACCAACCCGUUUCUCUACAACCCUUUUUUGAACUCGGGUCGGGUCUUGAAGAGCUUGUUUUUAUACAAAACCCGAGUCUUUUCGGGUCUUUAUCAGAAUCGAUAACUAACUUGACUAACUUAAAGAGGUUGGUGAUCACCGGAACUAAUGUUUCCGGUGAAAUCCCAGAUGGGUUUGGUUUGUUAAACAAUCUUGAAGAAGUUACACUUUCCGGCAACAAACUCGCCGGAAGUUUGCCGGAAAAUGUGUCAAAGCUAAAGAAACUGAAGAUUCUUGAUCUUAGCCGGAAUGGGUUUGAAGGGAAUAUUCCGGCGGGUAUUGGGGAGUUGAAGAGUUUGAUAAAACUUGAUUUGAGUUUGAAUUUUUUUUCCGGUGGGUUUCCGGCGAGUAUGAAGGGUUUGAAGUGUUUGGAGCUUUUGGAUUUGAGUUAUAAUAAGUUUUCAAAUUGUGGGAUACCUUUGGUGUUUGAAGAGAUGAGGGAACUUAAGGGGUUGUUUUUGAGUGGGAAUGAAUUAGGAGGGGUGAUUCCUGACAUUUGGGGGAAGUUGAGGGGUGUGAAUGGGAUUGGGUUUUCAGGGUUAGGGUUGGUUGGUGAUAUUCCAUCUUCUAUAGGGGUGUUUUUGUCAAAUUUGAGUUAUUUAGCUCUUGAUAAUAAUAAGUUAACAGGGAGUGUGCCUUUGGAGUUUGAAAGGUUGAAAAUGUUGAGUGAGUUGAAUUUGAAGAACAAUAGUUUGAGUGGGAGAUUACCAUUUUCUGCUAAGUUUGUUUCAAGAAUUGGGAGGAAGCUUGGGGUGCAAGGGAACCCUGAGUUGUGUUUGGAUAAAAGGGUAUUUGGGUCAUUUUCCAAGAUUAAUAGUGAUUUGGGGCACUUGAAGGUUUGCAAGAGGGUUGAAGUUCCCAAAUAUGCCCUUCCUCAUGUUAGUAGUAGCUCAAGAUCAAUUGGUUAUCAAGUUUCAUCUUUACUAGUGAUGUUUGUUUGGUUUUACUUUAUUUAGGGGGUAAGGUUUGCCACUUCAAGUGCAAAUAUGUAAUUAGGUUCUUACGGAUGUAUACACUUUUGUAUAUGAAAUGAAUGUUUAAAACUCCAAACUACCA